AUGUACGAGUUGGAAACGGAGACAGAAGAGAGUACAGGGGAUUUUGGACGCUGGAGCUGGAGAAAAGAAGAGUACAACACGGAUAUACAGGGGUUUUUGACCUCAGAUUCUAGCUUAGCUGUUUUCUCCUUCUCUCUGGAACUCAAGGUUGAAUUGGCAAAGAAAUUCGUCAACUCUAGUGGAGUGACAGCUGACAAUUUACUCGGUAAAAUCAAGGAAAACAUCGCAGAGAUAAGGAAGAGCUUCGGUGAGGGGGUAAUUGAUCCGAAGCGAUAUGAUGACGAUUCCUUAGCCAGGUUAUUGUUCUUGGAUGGCUGUGCAGUAGUAGAGUUCAUACACAGUUAUGUUUUGGGUGAUUUAGAAAUGUUUAACAUCAAUACCACUCAAGCAGCCUUUAUCCAACAGGAUUUGUUUUUGUUAGAAAACCAAAUCCCCUUUGAAGUCCUUAAGUUGUUGAUGCAAAAGAUCAAUCAUGCAAUGAAAAAAGAAUUUUUUCGUAGAGCCUUUCUCAGAUUCAUCCUUGGAACCAAUGUUUGCGCUCCAACUGAUGAGUACGAUUAUGUCACCGAUAUCACAAACCUGAUUGGAGACUUAGAUAGCAUAAAGUCGGUUCACCUUCUCGACCUUCUUCGGACGUUAUCCAUAUCUGGCAGAAUCAAUGAGGUUGAAGAUAAGUUACACGACGAAGAGAUAGACGCUAUCCAUGUAAAAGAAGAGUUUGAUGCGCAGCUCGAUAAAGAACACCCAACUCCUAUCGACAACUUUAAAUUUGCAGUACAUAUAGUGACUGGAGGUAAAAAAGAUGACGAACAAUCUUUUCGCAAUGUCCAGGAACUUAAAUCAUCUGGAAUAAACAUGAGGCCGAGCAAUUCACGCAACUUGAAAUCUGUCUCUUUUGGCACUCAUUGCUUUGGUUUUCGAGGUCACCUUAAACUUCCAACAUUGGCGGUAAAUGACUCAACGGUGUGUAAGUUGUUGAACCUGGUAGCCUAUGAAAUGUGUCUAGACGAUCCUAGGAAGCAUAGGGUAACUUCUUACUUAGACUUUAUGGAUUUACUCAUUGACACCGAACAAGAUGCGAAAGACCUAAGGGCAGCACACAUACUCCGGAAUCGUCUCAGUACCGACGCAGAAGUGGCUCAAAUAUUCAAUAUGAUAGGUUCAAGUUACUUUUCAAAGACACCUGAUUACUAUGUGGAUGUCAAGAAUAAAAUUGAAGAGCAUUAUAAGAGAAAGUGUGCAGUCUGGAUGGCUCAAGUGUACAACGACCAUUUUGGUAAUCCCUGGACCAUCGUGGCUCUUUUAGCUGCCGCAAUAGCUCUUAUAUUAACAUUCGUUCAGACUUGGUAUGCCAUCUAUCCCAAUUAA
This is a messenger RNA of Morus notabilis, 1368 nucleotides long. RefSeq lists its product as uncharacterized. The transcript is spliced from 2 exons. Lineage: Eukaryota; Viridiplantae; Streptophyta; Magnoliopsida; Rosales; Moraceae. The coding region runs from base 1 to 1368 and encodes 455 amino acids. The record is from RefSeq and is a predicted model, not a curated record.